Messenger RNA from Physeter macrocephalus (sperm whale), 1528 nucleotides. RefSeq names its product coiled-coil domain containing 194 (gene CCDC194). The record is from RefSeq and is a predicted model, not a curated record. Bases 1 to 705 code for a protein of 234 amino acids. The transcript has 4 exons. Lineage: Eukaryota; Metazoa; Chordata; Mammalia; Artiodactyla; Physeteridae.
AUGGCCGAGCCGGGGCCGGAGCCAGGGCGCGCCUGGCGAGUGUUCGCCCUGUGUGGGGCCGCGGUGGUCCUGGCAGCGGUGGCGGCUGGAGCAGCCCUGCUGGCCUGGAAUCUGGCCGCCUCGGCCUCCCGGAGGCCUCGCUGCCCAGAGCCUGGGGCCAACACCACGGCGCCGCCUGGAGACCUGGAGCCCGAGGUCGAGGAACUUCGGCGCCGGCUGGCAGAGGCUGCCCAGCGCGAGGAGGCCCUGACCAGGCAGCUGAACCAGGCCGAGGGUGUCCGACAGGAGCUGGAGGAGGCCCUAAGGGACUGUGAGGGCCUCCAGGGUCGGCUUCAGACCCAACUGAUGACACUGAAGACUGAGAUGGACGAGGCCAAGGCUCAGGGGACCCAGAUGGGAGCUGAGAACGGGGCGCUGACAGAAGCCCUGGCGCGCUGGGAGGCGGCGGCCACGGAGUCUGCGCAGCGGCUGGACGCGGUGCAGCGGCGCGCGAGCGCGGCGGAGGCCGAGGGUGAAGCCUGCGCAGCCCGAGAGGCGGCGCUGCGCGAGCACGUUUACGCCCUGGAAGCCCAGACGGGCCCCCAGCGCAGAGUGCCACACCCCCGGACCCGCUCCGGGUCCCGACCUCGGCCCAGCCCCCGCUCGCGCUCUCGCCCGGGAACCUCCGGGGGUUGCAGGCGACCAGCGCGGCGCGCAAGAGGGUGAGUCAGACCCCAGCUGGAUCAGGGCUCGAGGCCAGGAGGACAGACACUGGGGGCCCUGCUGGGACACUUACAGAGGUACCCACGCUGGAUGAGAUGCUCAGUCGACACCCAGCAACGCUCAGCUUUCGACCGACAGCCUCCCUGAACGGAAACUGCAGAAAGAAGACCCGACCCUCUUUCCUUGACCAUCUAGUGCUUAUUUUGCAGAUGGGGAAAUUGAGGUCCAUUUGGUCACAAGGUGAGAUAGUGCAGAGCUAGGACUUAAGUCCCCUCUAAGGGCAAGGACAGUGUUGCCCUCAUCCCACAGACGUGAGGACUUAGGGUCCAGCCCUGACCUGGGAGUGACCUGAAGGGGUUACUUCUCUCUGGUCCUCAGUUUACUUUGCCUGUAAAAUGAGUGAUUGGAAUGGUGAGAGCCAGCAUAUCCUUGACACCAAAAGCUGACAAAAAUGGCACAAUAGGAAAACUACAGACCCCUCUCCCUAUGAAGAGGGUACAAAACUCCCAAAUGGAAUUUUAGCAGAGAACCAAGUAACACAUUUUUAAGAUACACCAUAACAAAGUGACUUAUGCCUGAGGUGCAGAGAUGGUUCAAUAUUUGGAAGUCUGGUAAUAAAAUUCGCCAUACUAAUGGAUCAAAUGAGAAAAAUUCUGAAAAGCUCAUCAAAAUAGCAACAAUUGCAUGUAAGUGAGCUUUUACGGUAUUUGUCUUUCUCAGCCUGACUUAUUUCAGUUAACAUAAUACCCUCUAGAUCCAUCCAUGUUGUUGAAAUGGCAAGAUGUCUUUUUUAUGAGAAUAUUAUGAGUAAUAUUCCAUUGUGUGU